Molecule: messenger RNA, 1166 nt
Organism: Serinus canaria (Common canary)
Lineage: Eukaryota; Metazoa; Chordata; Aves; Passeriformes; Fringillidae
Gene: SPA17
Product: sperm autoantigenic protein 17
Exons: 3
Coding region: 386-646 (86 amino acids)
Molecular function (GO): calmodulin binding
Source: RefSeq, a predicted model, not a curated record
CGGCGCGGGCCCGUCCGGCUCUGACGGGAGAGGCCGAGAGGAAAGGCCGGAAGCGCGGGUCCAAAGGUUGCGGGGGGAGCCGGGGCACACCGGGGAAGAGGAGCCUGGGCACACCGUGGGACGGGAGCCGGGGCACACCGGGGGACGGGAGCCGCGGCCCCCCGCACCCGCUCACCCCGCCCAGGCCGGGGCCGCGCGCGCGCAGAGAGAGGCGGCCGCGCGCGUGCGCGGCGGGCAGGGAGCGUGUCUCCCCCUAGCGGCGGCUCUGGCCCCCUCAGACGUUGGUCCGUCGGUUCGAGUCCCGGUGCUGCCCGGUGGCACCGGGCGCUGUGUGCUGUGGUUAAUCCCGGGCUGUGCCGCUGCAGAGGGUCCAGGAGAAACGACCAUGUCCAUCGCCGCCGCCAACACCAGCAUGAGGGUGCCCGCCGGCUUCCGGAACCUGCUGGAGGGGCUGGCGCGGGAAGUGCUGCGGGAGCAGCCCACCGACGUGGUGGCUUUUGCAGCAGAGUACUUCCAAAAACUGCUGGAGCAGAGAGAGGCUAGGGGCAUUGACCCAGUGGCGUGGGGAGCCAUGCUGGAGGACGACCGUCUCACCUGGCCCCCUUCCAAGGACCUGAAAGAGGCCAAGGACAUGGAGGGGGAGUAGGCAGCACUGGGGGGCAGGCAGCACGCACAGCUCUGGAUCACUGUGAUUCCGCCCCAAAAUGUGUGGAGAGGAGCCAAAGGGGAGCAUGUCCCCAUAACCCUCAUGAACUGGGACACCUCUCCGGAGAUGCAACCGCAGCGCUUGCCCCAAAUCCCCCAUUUCCCACUGUCCAACCCCAAAACUAAAAAAAACCCCUUGGUCCUCCCCUGGCUCCUGCCCUUUUCCCGUGGGUGGGUGCUCCACUCCCAUCCUGCCCCUGCGGUGCUGUUUUAAUGAGAAAUUUUAUUAACGAGGUCCCCGCUGUUAUUAACGACGAUCACCUGAGAUUUCUCCCCGAAAAAUCCUGGGUUUGGGGCUGAGCUGAGUACGGGAUGAUAUUUUUAGCCUCUAUAUUUAGGCCCCUGCAUCCCUGGAGGAUGGAAGAAACAUCACAACAUCCCAGCGUGAAGGAAAGAUGUGACAUUGCUCCUCUCCUACCCCCCUUCAUAAGCUGAGAUACCUCCAUGGAAUUCUGGGGGGC